AGAGGAGACGAAACCGGCGGAGAAGGUCGAGGGAAGAGCGACUGAGAAGUACCCCUUUGACAUCACGUGGAUGACCGAGUCCAACAAGAGGGUGCUCGACAACUUCAUUACGUGGUACAAGCUCCAGCUCUCUCAGCUCGUCAAUAUCCUCAACCCCGUCAACUGGAACCUCGACGUGGUGUUCCCAGCCGUGAGCUCCGUCAUCACCUUGUACACGGGCCCCAUCGUCGCCCUGGGAAUCCUCCUCCUCAUCUUCAUCACCAUCCCGACGUUCGUGAGCGGCCUCCUGCUCAACCCCAUAGGCAGGAGCUUCGAUGGAGCGUUGUUCUCCCCGACCAUUGACGCCGUGUGGUACGCGGUGCAGAGGGCCCUGGACCACACGGAUUUCCAAGAAUAGGAGAUCUGACCUGCCUUCCCUACGACACUGGCGAUGUUUGGCCUGUUAUGCGAUAUUAACACGUGUUUUUUACUGCCGGUCACUGUUGUAGUUUUGAAAGGAUUGAUACUACGUGCCAUGGAGUACUGCUCUUGAUGAUACCUUAUAAUACUCAUUGAAUCUAGUUAAGAUUUUAGGAUUACU
Molecule: messenger RNA, 580 nt
Organism: Penaeus monodon (black tiger shrimp)
Lineage: Eukaryota; Metazoa; Arthropoda; Malacostraca; Decapoda; Penaeidae
Source: RefSeq, a predicted model, not a curated record